Drosophila persimilis is the source of this 1140-nucleotide messenger RNA. Its product is annotated as alpha-protein kinase 1. The record is from RefSeq and is a predicted model, not a curated record. Gene Ontology annotation, molecular function: structural molecule activity. NCBI's taxonomy places the organism in Eukaryota, Metazoa, Arthropoda, Insecta, Diptera, Drosophilidae. Bases 81 to 842 code for a protein of 253 amino acids. The transcript has a single exon.
GCACAGCAACAGCAGUGGACCCACAUUAGCAUUGGCAACAGCAGCAGUACUUGGCUUAAUUGCAUUUGUCGUCAUCGCACAUGGUCGAGGAGGUCGGCUGCCUGAGACAGACUGGCAGCAGCAUCGGCAUUGUCGUCGCUAUGCCCAGCCCAAGCGCAUCGAAUACAGGAAACGCAGGUGUAGUAGCACCCACCACAGUGGUCACCUCCUCCACUGGUGGCAUUCAUCAUCAGCCGCAUCAACAUCAGCAUCAGCAGCAGCAGCAACAUCAUCAUCAGCAACAGCAGCAGCAGCAGCAGCAUCAACAGCAGCAGCACCAUCAUCCGCAACAGCAACAGCAGCCACAUCAUCAACUUUCCGGAAAUAUGAGCCUGCUGAGUGUCAAGGGCGGACGAUACUUGUGGACGGACCGGGAGCUGUUGAUGCAUCUACAGAACUAUACACCGCUGAUCCUACUAAUCGACUUUGUGGAAAAAACGCGCACCAAGCGAUUCUACGAGAACUCCGAGCGCUACGAGAUACUAAUGCUGGUUUUCAUCAUGCGUAAGGGGGCGCCGUUCUGUGAGAAUAAACGCUUUCCGGGCGAGUACUGGGUGAAUCUGUCGGUGGGGCCCAUUGCCGAGGCUUUUGACCGUUUGCAGGCAGCCAUCGAUAUACCCGAUCCGCAGCUUCCCAUACACAUGAGUGUGACGGAUCUGACCAGCUGGAAGCAGAUGUUCGAUGUGGCCAUGAUGGAUAUCAGGCGGUUUGCCUACUACACGGAUCCCAUGCAGCUGGCCGAUGCCGGAGUCUAUAAUCGAAUCACAUUCGAGCAGCGUUUUGGGAUGCAGUGGCAGGAGUAGGGAGCGGGUAGGGGCUUCCACAUAUAGUAUUUUUAGCCAAUAGAAGAAAGGAUCAAAGGAUUAUUCACACACAUCACGUAGUGGUUGGAUUGUUGCGUUAAUAUAUGUAUAUUUAGUCUAUAUAUACGCAGGAUAUGCAUAGUGGAAUUUAUCAGAUCUGUGCCUUCUCCCACUCUAUCAAAGCCACACUUCCUUUCGAUUCUGAAGGAUUAGAAGUUCCUUCGGAAAGCCCACACACACACUCUGGUAGUUGUCCAUGUAAUCAAUGCUUUAAUAAACAUAAACGUUACGGUUGCAA